GGCUUUUUGUCCCUCGGCGGACACCGUUUCCUAGCCAGGCAAUGUCUGCGCUCUCGCCAAUAUCUUAGCGUGCGGAGUUCUGCUCUUUCUCCGACGCUUGGCAUGGCGAGCCGAAGGGCCCGGCAGCGCCUCAAGGGCGGCGGCGGCGGGGACACGGGCGCGGCGGCGGAGAAGCUGCGGGAGCUGCUGGGCAGUCGGGAGGCGGGCGGCGCGGAACAGAGGCCGGAGUCUGGAAAUAAAGCUGGGCAAGUCUGGGCUCCUGAAGGAUCCACUGCUUUCAAGUGUCUGCUCUCAGCAAGAUUGUGUGCCGCUCUCCUCAGCAACAUCUCUGACUGUGAUGAAACAUUCAACUACUGGGAACCAACACACUACCUCAUCUAUGGGAAGGGAUUUCAGACAUGGGAGUAUUCCCCAGUGUAUGCCAUUCGCUCGUAUGCUUACCUGUUGCUGCAUGCCUGGCCAGCUGCAUUUCAUGCACGGAUUCUGCAGACUAAUAAGAUUCUUGUCUUCUACUUUUUGAGAUGUCUCCUGGCUUUUGUGAGCUGUAUUUGUGAACUUUACUUUUAUAAGGCCGUGUGCAAGAAAUUUGGGCUGCAUGUGAGUCGAAUGAUGCUGGCCUUCUUGGUGCUCAGCACUGGCAUGUUUUGUUCAUCGUCUGCAUUCCUUCCUAGCAGCUUCUGCAUGUACACUACGUUGAUCGCCAUGACUGGAUGGUAUAUGGACAAGACACCCAUUGCUGUGCUAGGAGUAGCAGCCGGGGCUAUUAUAGGGUGGCCAUUUAGUGCAGCCCUUGGUUUACCCAUUGCCUUUGACUCGCUGGCCCUGAAACACAGGUGGAAGAGUUUCUUUCAUUGGUCGCUGGUGGCUCUACUUCUCUUCCUGGUGCCCGUGGUGGUCAUUGACAGCUACUAUUAUGGGAAGUUGGUGAUUGCUCCUCUCAAUAUUGUUCUGUAUAAUGUGUUCACGUCUCAUGGACCUGAUCUUUAUGGUACAGAACCAUGGUAUUUCUACUUAAUCAAUGGAUUUCUGAAUUUCAACGUUGCUUUUGCAUUGGCUCUUCUGGUCUUACCCCUGACUUUUCUUAUGGAGUACCUGCUGCAGAGGUUCCAUGUUCAGAAUUUAGGACAUCCAUAUUGGCUUACCUUGGCACCAAUGUAUAUUUGGUUUCUAAUUUUCUUCACCCAACCUCACAAAGAGGAGCGAUUUCUUUUCCCGGUGUACCCACUUAUAUGUCUUUGUGGCGCUGUUGCUCUUUCUGCCCUUCAGAAAUGUUACCACUUUAUGUUUCAACGAUAUCGCCUGGAGCAUUACACUGUGACAUCCAGCUGGCUUGCAUUAGGAACAGUCUUCCUGUUUGGGCUCUUGUCAUUCUCUCGCUCUGUGGCUCUGUUCAGAGGAUAUCAUGGGCCCCUUGAUCUGUAUCCAGAAUUUUACCGAAUUGCCACAGACCCGACCAUCCACACUGUCCCAGAAGGCAGGCCUGUGAAUGUUUGUGUGGGAAAAGAAUGGUAUCGCUUUCCCAGUAGUUUCCUUCUGCCAGAUAACUGGCAACUUCAGUUCAUUCCUUCAGAGUUCAGAGGUCAGCUACCAAAGCCUUUUGCAGAGGGACCACUGGCCACUCGGAUUGUUCCUGCUCACAUGAAUGACCAGAACCAAGAGGAGCCUUCCAGAUAUAUUGACAUCAGCAAAUGUCAUUACUUAGUGGACUUGGAUACCAUGAGAGAAACACCCUGGGAGCCAAACUAUUCAUCCAACAAAGAAGAGUGGAUCAGCCUGGCCCAUAGACCAUUCCUGGAUGCAUCUAGGUCUUCAAAGCUAUUUCGGGCAUUCUAUGUCCCCUUCCUGUCGGAUCAGUACACGGUGUAUGUGAACUACACCAUCCUUAAGCCUCGGAAAGCAAAGCAAAGCAGGAAGAAAAGUGGAGAGUGGAGGAGAGCAGAGGCCGCUCCCAGAAGAGCUGAGAGCCCUUGACUGGGUGUGUGUGCUAGCUGUUCUGCACACUCUGGCCUGGUGUCUGGGAACUAGCAAGCCUUCUUUAGAAUACCUGGUUUCUCCACCAAAGCUGUUUGGCAGCUCCUAGCAGACCUUGUUCAAAUCCGAGUGCUGACAAGCGCAGCCUCGUUGCCAAGA
Molecule: messenger RNA, 2130 nt
Organism: Arvicola amphibius (Eurasian water vole)
Lineage: Eukaryota; Metazoa; Chordata; Mammalia; Rodentia; Cricetidae
Gene: Alg9
Product: ALG9 alpha-1,2-mannosyltransferase
Exons: 16
Coding region: 103-1971 (622 amino acids)
Biological process (GO): protein N-linked glycosylation
Cellular component (GO): endoplasmic reticulum membrane
Molecular function (GO): alpha-1,2-mannosyltransferase activity
Source: RefSeq, a predicted model, not a curated record